AGUGAUGGAUAUCAAUGAUGUACAACCAUACUUUACAAAAAGCACGUUUAAAUUCUUAACUUAUGAAAAUGAAGAACCCAAUUUUCCCGUUGGGUUUAUCAAUGCUACAGAUCCUGAUUUAGGUCUGGGAGGACAACUAUCAUAUUCUUUGUUUGAUGAGCAUGGUUAUGUUCUUCCAUUUAAGAUUUCCAAUUUUGGAUUUAUUACAACAGCUCAAUCUUUGGAUCAUGAAAAACAAGACAUGUACGAAUUUAAGGCUAUCGUAAAAGAUAAUGGCGAACCGCGGCUAAGUAAUACAGCCAAUGUUAUUGUUGAAGUUAUGGAUAAAAAUGACAAUGCACCAUACUUUACAUUUCCAAGUAUUAAAUUAUUUAAUAUAGAUGUCCACUACCAUCCACAGAGUAAGAGUGACAUCACAACAUUAAGAGCCUCUGAUAGAGACAGCCAUGUAAAUUCCUUCCUCAGAUAUGAAAUACUUGGAGGCAAUGACAAACAAUUAUUUACAGUUAACCCUUACACAGGAGUUUUGUCUUUCUCUCGUACAGUUUACCAAAAUGAUGCUGGAUCGUAUAAUCUAAAAUUAGCAGUCAAAGACAAUGGUACACCAGUUUUAUCAACAACAACCACACUGUCUUUGACACUAACUGUUAGCAAUACAACAGCCAGAAUGUACACAGCUGAAGACACAGAAUCAGACAACAGAAUACAUAUCAACUUGAUGAUUAUUAUAGUAGUAGCAGCAGUGAUAGUUUCUGUUGCUAUUGUGGUCUCAGUGAUUGUAUGUAUUGUUCACAAAAGAAAUCAGAGGCAUACACAUUUUAAUUUAAAUAAAAAAUGCAUAAAACAAGGAAGACGUUCGAGAUAUUUUUGUGAACAAGACUCUCCAAAAUAUGAUAUUCCAAUUACAGUGGUAACUGAUUCUGUGAAUAGUGCACAUUCACGAUCAGCAUCACUGAGAAGAGACACUCAUUCUGGGGAUAACUCAUCUACAAAUUGGAACACUUCAACUACUGAAAUUCCACAUCCCAGCUAUUUACAAGAAAUACACCAGACCUCAGAAUUAUUGAAGAAGUCACAGUUCCAGAAUACAGGAUUAGUAUACCCUGGACAACAUUAUCUAAUGUGACCACUUUAAGACAGUUUGAGAGAGAUUUGGUUGCCAGCUGCUAUUUUCAGCUGAUCAAGUGACUAUGUGAGGCUCUCUUGACGACUUGUGUUGCUGUUAUUGUUUAGGCCCAAUUCAGCCCUGAUUGAACAGACCUAUGAUCAAAGACGUUCCAGCCAUGACCAUACCAAUGUAUUUUCAGGACUAGUUUGCUCCUGAUUACAUUAUCCCAUGAGCCACUUUAUAAAACAGUGGGUGCAAUUUAAAGGAGAUUCAGCAGCUAUUUCUAGCAAGUUCAGUGACCAUGCAGAGGAUCCCUCAUUCAUUCAUGUUUCUCCAAUUGGCUUUUCCAUUCUUUUCUUUCUUUUGUUUAGCCUCAGGUUAGACCUAUGGUCACACAUUUACAAGCUGUGACCAGUCAUUUUUUUUUUCCAGGAAAAAAUGUACACCAGAUUAUAUUAUCUUAUGCAUCAUUUACACAGAUGGUGUUGUUUGAGAGGAAUUUGGCUGCUAUUUUUUAUGAGGCACUCACCCAUGUAGGCAGUCUUUCAUUGGCUGAUAUACUUUUAUGUUCAUGUUGAGCUUGAAUGUUAGGAAGCCUCAUGAACUAUGAUGAGAGCUUUUAUAUAGUUGUUUGACUAGCUAGAAAAAACAACCAAUUCUUCCUCCAACUCAUUCACCUCCCCUACUAUCUCCCCAAAGGAACAAAUACAUGUAACUGUAAUAUUUGUAAUGGUGAUACUAAUAGUAGAAAAGGUAGGAGGAGGAUAGUGAUGGUGAUGAUGAUGAUGAGAAGGAGGCGAAUGAAGAUGAAAAGGAAGAGGAGGAAAAGGAGGCGAAGGCAGCAUAAUGGCAAUUGUACUAUCCAUGUUUGUCCAUGGAGGCGAUGAGGACCAUUUAGUCAUCCUUAAAGAUGACUAAUUAUUUGCAUGUUUACUUUGUUUAAAGUAAAGAAGAGCAGUGCACUGUCAAUGUAACUUUCAUGUCCAUGGUCAUCUUCAAUCUAGUGGCAAAACCAGGUCAAGAUGAUUGGGGAUAGAGAUGGGUGUAGUGGAUGACCAAGAUGUUUUCCUUGCUUCAUCUCAUUCACUGCACUUCACAAUGCAUUGCUGCAACCAUCUUCCCUCUGUUGAACCAUGAACAUUUCUUCCACAGAUUUUACCAGAUCCACUCUUCAUAGGCAAGCACUAAUAUGUUACUUAAUUCAUAACUGCGACCACGACUGGAGCUUCUAUUUCAGGAACAAUAGAGGCUAAAAGGUAGUUCCACUCUCCUUAAAAUCCAGGAAUUCCUGAUGCAGGACCCCACUACAAGAUGCAACAACAUGGUUGUAUGGCUAAAACGUUCACAGUCCUGAGGUUCUGGGUUCAAUUCCAUUACUUGGUAUCUUGAGCAGGUAUCAUUUGUCAUAACCACAAACUAACUCCAGCCUUGUGAGUAAAACUGCAUAGGCAGAAACUAUAGAAAGUCCAAUGGAUAACUUGUACCUGUAAUUCCAAUGGUUCAGCCAUCUCAUGUAUUGUGUUCUAGAAUUGUUUGAAGAUUAAAAUAAAGCUUCACUCAAGAAUACUCAGCCACUUGCAUGCUAAGUGAAUGGGCAACUAGUUAAUUCAGUUGAACAAAUAAAUAAAUGAUAUCCAUUAUUAAAGCUGACAGAGAUUCAUUUGUUUUACUUACUUUAACUUUUAAGCUUUUAAACCUUUAGCAUUCAGAUAAUCGUCCAACCCAUGCUAGCAUGGAAAGCGGACAUUAAACGAUGAUGGUGAUGAUGAUUAUUUUGUCAAAUAUAAUGCUUAUUUAUUCAUAUUGUUUCAAAUUAAUCCUGUAUUAUCUUGUGGCUUUGAGAUUUUGAUGAUGUGAUUUUUUUGUUUUUAGAAUGAUAUCAGACCUGGCCAGUUUGAACGUAAUACAAUUAGAAUAUUAGGGUUGGAUGGUCAGUUUAAAUGCUAAUGGGUUGAACCAGCUGUAUCUGGCUCAAAUAUUCUACUUGUUUGUUCAAACUGGCCAGAUCUGUCCUCUCACACCUACCCUACAAUGUCAUUCUGAAAAUAAACCAAUCCCGUUUUUGAAAUCUUGGAGCCACAAGAUAAUGCAUGAUAAAUUCAAGAUAAUGUGAAUAAAUGAACAUUAGAUUUGAGAAAAUAGUAUGAAUGCUAAAUGGUCAACCACAACAGCAACAACAACAGUAGUAUUAGAAAGAGAAACAACAAUGUCAGUAACAGUAAUACAGGCUGCAUCAUCAUCAUCAUCAACUUCAUCGUCACUGUCAUUGUCAUCAUCUUCGUUAUCCUACUCGUCAUCGUUAUAAUUGUCAUUGUCGUUAGCAUCAUCAUCAUCAUCAUCAUCAACAUUGUCGCCGUCAUCAUCAUCAUCAUCUUUAUCAUCAUCAUCAUCAUCAACAUCGUCGUCAUCAUCAUCAUCAUCAUCUUCGUCAUCACUAUCAUCAUCGUCGUCGUCAUCAUCGUCAUCAUUGUCAUCAUCAUCAUCAUCAUCAUCAUAAUCAUCUGUCAGUAGUGGGAGUGCAGCAGAAGCAGCAGCAGUUGUGAUGGAACAGGUGGAAGUGAUGGCAUCGGUGUCCGCAGCAGCUGUGAUGGAAUUGGAGGAAGUGGCAGUGGUAGCAGCAGCAGCAACAGCAUCAUUCUCAUUGUCAUCAUCAUUGUUAUUCUCAUUAUCAGUGUCAUCAUCACUACCACCAUCAACAGCAGCAACUGCUAUAGUGGUAGUAGUAGCAGCAGCAGUAACAACAGCAGCAGCAGUAGUAAAAUGACAAGUUCCAAUAAGUGCAAUUUUAUUUUUAGAAAUCAAUUGUCUUCCACCUUAAUGUAAUUAUUAUCAUCCUCAUCUCUGUCAUCAUUGUCGUCAUCAUCAUCGUCGCUCCCACUACCACCACUAACAUCAUCAUCAUCAUCAUCAUCAUCAUUGUAAUCAUUGUUAUUUGAAAGUUAUAACUGUCACCAGAACGAAGGCGGAAAUGAAGAUUGUAUGAUGUCAGCAUUUGGUUAAAAACUGUGAAUAGCUUUAGCAGAAAAGAAUUUAAAAAAAAAAUAAUAAUAACAAUAAACAAACUAAUGAUAGAAUCUAUAGAAAGACAAAGGUAAUUUUUGCCUCUGUAUAAAUUAUUAAAGCAAUGCAUUUGGUAGAUUCCCAGUUGUAGAUUCACAAUAGCAGGAAGUGUUUUGAGCAUUCAAUUUACCCAGACAAUACAAUGGCAUGUUAGAUGGAACUGAAAUGGUGUAAAUAAACAAUCUGCUGAAGCAAGUAUGGCACGGAUCAAGCAAGUCUUUCUGAAAGAAUGCUCUUGUAUUCUUAUUCAUCAGUUGCCAGCAUUCAGCAUUCAGGUAUUAUUAUUCUUUAGUAUUCUACAACAGAAGUUUUGGAAAAUAUUUCUUUAAAAUUGUGAAGCUAUUUGCUAACCUUAUAAAUUGUAAACUUUAUCAGCUUUUGCAUUUAGUCUUCGUUUUUGUUUUUUUUAUAAGUGUAACUCAGCCAACUUAUUUAUCUUCAUAAAAUGUUUUAAAUAUUUUUACAAAAUUGCCUAAAACAAAAAAAAAAAUGGUAAAAAAUACGAUCAAAUUCAAGAUUAUUUUUAAAAAUAAAUCCAAUUUAGUAACAAAAAAAAAAAGAAAGAAAAUAAUAGAUAAAUAAAAAGUUAUUCAGUAAGCUCUGUUACUUGAAAUAAAUAGAAUUUUUUUCCAAAUAUUUUCAGGAUCUACACACAGACACAUUUACAUAUACACACACUGUUUUUCUAUCUUUGAUUUUUAAAUAGGAGUAGCAUGUUUUCCCCGUUAUGAUUUCAGUAAUAACAGUUUGAUGUUUUAGAAUCUCUCUUUAAAUAUGAAAAAUGUUUGGCAGUUGGAAUCUAAUUAUCUUAGACUGUUUGUUUGAUCUUCGAAAUAUUAAAUUGUCACACUUCAUUCAAUGUCAGAUGGUAACUUAUAUUUAUGUGCUUCCAUCUUCUACCUUCUUUAAAGCCUCCUACCUUUCUUUCUUUUUAAAUAUUUAUUUUUUGGCUGAAGCCUAAUGAAAAGGAACCAAACCUAUUGUUAUCUUUUCUAUUCUUGUGAUAGAGAAAAUUAUUCAAAUCUUCUUUGAAGAUUCCAUUUCACCUUUUCUAAUUCAAAGGAAUUCUUACUGCCUCUUUAUAUUUGAUUUUUAUGUUAAAUGUUGAAGAAUGAACUAAGAUCGCUAAACUUUCAAAUCAGGCUGUUUGUUUAUGGAAAAUGCUCAGAAAGUGAAAAAAUUAAACUACUUCAAAUUAAUAGUUACUUUACCCUAUGUACUACUGUACUAGUUAGUGGAAAGAUUUUUAAAUUACAUAUCUCUUGGAACAGAAUUAGAAUGCCAAAGAUAAAAUGUUAUUAGCAGAAGAAAAAAGUGAAAACAUAAUUAGUUAAUCUCAGAAAUAAAUUAAAAAUUUCUAUGUAGAGCUGAAAAUAGUCACAGCACUGCUAAUUAUUAUCACGGCAAAAUGUUACAGGUUCAAGUCUUUUAAAACUCUGAUCAGUAUUUUUAUCACAAAAUUUAAUAAAUCUGAAGAAGGAUAGUCUAAAAGUUAUCACAAGUUAUAAAUGGACUACUAACUACUCUGAAUAGAUAUGAAUGAAAGAAUUUAUGAAUUUAAGUUAUAAUUACAGUAAAGAACUAAUGAAGUUGAUUAAAAAUAUUAUAAUUAUAAAGGUUAGCUUUAAAACUAUUCCUCAUGAUUUAAUGUAAAACAACUGUUAAUUUGUCAUCAUUCCCUUUUCAGUCUUUAGUGGAUGCAGUGUAGACAAGACUCUUUAGUCUUGCUAUUAACAACCUCCCUUGUGAUUGUGGCAUUCUAUACUGUAAAAUUAUUGCCAAGUUGAAAGCAUCCAUGUAGCAAAGGGAAAUAGGAUUACACAGAGUAGACACCGAUUCCACAAACUGCUGUUCAGGCAACCCCUUGAAUAAAGCAGUAAUUCUGAAUAAAAACCGCUACGAGUUCUGAAGCAUGCAAUCUAUCUAGUGCUUGUGGCAUGAUAAGAUGCAUCAGUCUAUAUUAUAAAGUUGUAAAUGAAGGGAAAGGCGUCCAGCCACAGAAAAAAAUAAAUAACAUAGCAGCACAGAUUGCAGUUUCCUUUGUUCUGUGUAAAUGCCUGAUGAUAAAGACCAAUGAAAUCUGGUGAAAUGGUGUGAGACCCAUCAAACCUAUACCAGUAUGGUAAUAUGGGUGUAAAAGGAUAAAAAGAUAAAAUGAUGAUGAUGACUGUUAUAAGGCAUAAAUUAUUCGGUAUGCUUAAUUUCAAAACAUUCUCUACAACCCUGCAAAGUAAAUUUUUUUCUGGCUCAUGGAUAUAGCUAUUUUAUUUGACAAGUUUCAUUUGGCAUCUGCAACAAAAAAGUAUUUGGGAUAAAGACAUCAGAAAUACAGAGCCUCUAUGUAGUCAAUCAAUCUGCUAGAAAUAUUAACUGAAUCACCCUCAAAUCACUCACUGUUUUCUUAUAAAAGGAAGGGCAUGUUACAUAUUGUCCCUAAAAAAAUAAAGAAGACGGUCAUGGUUACAAUGCUUUUGAUCAUAUGUCAGCUCAUUCAGAGCUAACUUGUGGCUAAACAACAACAGCAACAACAACAACAGCAGUAGUAAAAGAAAUAAAUAAUAAUGACAAAAAUCAAGCUGGAAGCUAUUGAUUUUGUUAAAUGACACUACAUCCCACAUGUGUGAAGCUCCCGUAUUAAUCAAUGGGGAAAACAAAUUUUAUAAACUAUAUUUUGCAUGACUGUGUGGUUAAAACAUGUACUUCGUUAUUAUUUGAUCCUUGUUUGAUUCUGUCACAGGGUACCUUGGACAACAUUCUUCCUUUGUGACCAUGUGUUUACUUUGGAGUGGAAUUUAGUAGACUGAAAAUCUGCAGAAACUCAUUGUAUACACAUAUAUGUAUAAGUGUGUGUGUAUAUGUGUAUGUGUGUGUUUGUGCAUGCAUGCGUGCAUGUGCGUGCCUGUGUAUGUGUGAAUGUAUAUAUAUAUAAGGAGAGAAAUUCCUUGGUGGUUGCCGCGGGAUUACCUCUCUCCCUUUCUCUUGUAGAGACGGACAAUAGAAAUGGUCCUUAAGCUCCUGAGGAACAACUUUCUGUUGCCACAUGGUCUGAAAGAGAUUGGUGAGCUUCUGUGCCAAGACUGGUCCUUCUACCUGGUAUAUUUUAGUUGGGAUAUGUCGUGUGUGUGUGUGUGUGCAUGUAUACACACACACACACACACGUACACACACAGAGAAACAGAUAUAUGUGUAUAUAUAUAUAUGUGUGUGUGAGGGGGUGCUGAAAAGUUCUCAGCUUUGGGUAAAAGAAAAUACAGGAACAUCAGUCAAUUAUGAUAUUUAAAAAAAAAAAAUUCCUUUCUCAGAUUCACACACUUAUUGCAGUGUUCCUUCAGUUUUUGUAAGCCUUGUAGACAAACUGGAAAGAUUGGGCUUCCAACCAGGCCUUUCACAAUAUCCUUAAAGCUAGUAACUUUUCUGCAUUCCCUCAUAUAUGUGUAUAUAUAUAUAUAUAUAUAUAUAUAUAUAUCUCAGCUGGGAUAUGCAUGUGUGAGUCUAUAUACUGUAUAUGUUUGUAUGUAUAUAUCAGAAAUGAAUGUGAACAAUGGCAAGAAAAAUGAAUAAAAAGUACUUUACAAAUGAUAUCUUUCAAGAUAUUUGCUCAGUAUCGAGUAAAAUACUCCCUUGUCACUCUCAAUGCUAUUGUUUACCAACAGUAAUAUAAAAUAAAUGAAUAAAUAAAUAUGAAUAAAUAUAAAUAUGAAUAAAUGAUUAUAUAUUUGUUUUUUAAAUUGGAAUAAAUUAAUU
Messenger RNA from Octopus bimaculoides (California two-spot octopus), 7912 nucleotides. Its product is annotated as protocadherin alpha-6-like. NCBI's taxonomy places the organism in Eukaryota, Metazoa, Mollusca, Cephalopoda, Octopoda, Octopodidae. The record is from RefSeq and is a predicted model, not a curated record. Gene Ontology annotation, biological process: homophilic cell-cell adhesion. Gene Ontology annotation, molecular function: calcium ion binding. Gene Ontology annotation, cellular component: plasma membrane.